Molecule: messenger RNA, 1292 nt
Organism: Nymphaea colorata (pocket water lily)
Lineage: Eukaryota; Viridiplantae; Streptophyta; Magnoliopsida; Nymphaeales; Nymphaeaceae
Product: EG45-like domain containing protein
Exons: 3
Coding region: 337-756 (139 amino acids)
Source: RefSeq, a predicted model, not a curated record
UUUCGUGACCAACAAUAGAGAGGUCAAUGUAUUUCAAGUUAGAUUUUCUUUUCUUUUUUUUUACUAUAUUUGAGAUUUAUAGGAAACAUAAGAGAAAGUUAUCACAUGAGAGAGAGAGAGAGAGAGAGAGAGAGAGACUCGGCGAAGAAACCAGAAGAGGGGAAGAAGAAGAAGAAGAGAGAUGUCAAAUAUGGUUUGUAGAAAGGCGACGCUUCUCUUGAUCAUCCAUCAUCUCCUCGCUCUCUGUUCAGCAGACGUCGGCACUGCUGCUUCCUAUGACCGCCCUUACCAACGGCGUGCUACGGGUGGGACGUGUCGCAGAUUCCGUCCGACAACAUGUUCGCGGCGGCGAGCGAGCGGAUCUGGGACAACGGUGCCGCCUGCGGCAGGACCUACCAAGUCAGGUGCCUCAGCGGCGAGGCACCCCCCAAUCCUUGCAACUCCGGCGAGAACGUCAAGGUCACGGUCGUCGACCAAGCCCCUCCGGUGUCCACGCCGUCGAGCUCGGGCACCACCUUGGUCCUCACCGUCGACGCCUUCUUCGCCAUCGCCGACUCCUCUGCCUCUCUCAUCAACAUCGAGUUCUUACACUACAGAUUCCCUAGCAGAGUGAGGGAGACUGGUAGUUUUUCAUCCACUAGUGAGGAUAGUGAUCAAGCUUUGCACAGGUGGGGAUGUCGUCUGGUUCAGAUGAUUAUAGUGAUCUUAGUGAAGGGGAAAUCGAAGAGUGAGUGGAAAAGCUAUACAAGGAAUUGAAGGAGAAGAAUGUCAUCUCUAAUGUCUUCAUUAGGUGCCCCUACAGCCUAGGGAGGAUGAAACAUGAUUACAGAUACAAGGAUACAGCCUAGGGAGGAUGAAACAUGAUUACAGAUACAAGGAUAUUCUUCAGCAUGCAACAAGAGUUAGGAACUCCAACAAGAGAUUGAAGGAAACCGCGAGGCACGGGGCACUGACGAAGUUCUUGCAGUUGGAUUUCGUAGAGAAGCUUGCACCUUCGGUUACACCUUCAUUUCCAAUAUUUGUUCCAUCAUCCAAUAGAUUCAAAACCACAACUGCUGGCUUAGGGAGUGCAAACCCACUCUGAGUCUGAGUCUAGUAGCAGGUAAAAUGGUGAAAGGUUCAACAACAACACUUUUUUUUCCUUCUAAAAUCAACCAACCCUAUCAAUAAAUUAUGGUUGUGCUUUCUCCUAAAGACACCGUACUUGGUUCUUGAUAAAAUGGAGCAAAUGGGAGCGGGCGGCUCUGAAUUUUUAUUUUUUAAUCAGAUACCAUCUUCUUCCGCUUUGUGGU